AUGAAAUAUAUUGGUACCUGCACGCUUGAGGUUGACAGUCCCCAUAUUCCGCAGAAUAUAGAACUUGUAGGGGAUUCUUCAUUUUUGAUUAAUCUAGAGGAUGUGAGGUUCUAUUCAAGUUAUGAUGAUUGUGAUAAGAACAGCUCUGAUGAUGGUCUCAGACCAGCUUUAGAAAGUUUUGUUGCUCAAAAGAACAUGAAGCUGACUGAGCUGGUGGAUUUUGCACAAGUACCGUUUUGGUUCUUUGAUAUGUCAUCCCCAAGAUCGGUCGAAUAUCGAUGUUUUACAGAAAAUGAAAAUACCGAGGAAUUCUUUAGAAAAUUAGUGAAUAUUAGUUUCUCUUCAAAUACAAUUCUUACUUUAUUGUUUGACGCAAAACACCCAACCGAUAUUUUCGAAGACACAAACAAUGGCGAUUACAGCCUGGCCAUUUAUCCCAAGCUCAUACACAUAAAAGAUGAUCAGAGUGGCUGUUUAAGUAAGAAUGUGGCAAUUUGUGCCAGCUUGUUAAACUUCAAGACUCCUAUAGCACUGAGGUUGAAUCGGGUGAGAGCACUUGCUGAAAGUGGACAGGUCACCUUGCCAAGUAAUCGAUCAGCAAGAAGUGUGUUUGUUGAACUGGAUACAGUAUCAAAGAAAAGAGACAAGUUCUUUGACAAUUAUCUCAAGAAGAGAUCCGUUUCAAGACAGCAAUCUGUGUCACGUGAAGAUUCAGUUGAUCCUGAAAAUGCUUCUGUGCGUAUGAACACAGAGACUAACUUUCAUGAGCAAUUCUUUGAUCUCCUUGAUCGAUGCAUUCUCAGUGAGUUUCGUAUGAGAGGUGUUUCGAAGAGUCUUUCGAAAAGUGAGCUUGAUGAAUUAUAUGCUUUGAUUUCGCGUUCUGCAAAGUUUAUAUUUCGUACCGAACUUAAGAAAAAGAUCAUUCCUUCACUUGAUGCAAUAGGAGAUGUGGUAACUUCGAUGGUGAGCAUUUUAUCACAAGGCGAACGAAGGAAUUUUGGCAAAGUUAGUGAAUCUUUUUCGGAGAAGCGUUGA
This is a messenger RNA of Brettanomyces bruxellensis, 1035 nucleotides long. RefSeq lists its product as uncharacterized. The coding region runs from base 1 to 1035 and encodes 344 amino acids. The transcript has a single exon. NCBI's taxonomy places the organism in Eukaryota, Fungi, Ascomycota, Pichiomycetes, Pichiales, Pichiaceae. The record is from RefSeq and is a predicted model, not a curated record.